AUGGGCUCCUAUGGUGAACUUGAAUCUCUGGCGCAGGAGCAGGCGCUUUACCCUGUUCCUGAGGCCCAGUCCUCGCAAAUCGACAACAGACGCGUCCUGCGAGACCUAAAACAGUAUCGCGAGCUCUAUGACAUGUCUAUCAAGGAUUCUGAUGCUUUCUGGGACCGGCACGCCCACGAAUUUCUCACAUUCCAAAAGGACUUCAAAACUAACCCCGACCGGAUCGCUUUGGUGUAUGAAGGAGAUGAACCGAAUCAGGGGAGAUCCAUCACCUAUGGCGAACUUCUAGUGGAAGUUUGCAAAACCGCGAAAGCUCUCCAACAACUUGGCGUCAAAAAGGGGCACCGCGUGGCAGUCUACAUGCCCAUGAUUCCGGAGGGCGUCAUCACUGUUCUUGCAAUUAAUCGACUCGGCGCCGUACACUCUCUCGUCUUCGACGGGUUCUCGGCCAAUGCGCUGGCAGAUCGGAUCCUUGAUGCCGACGCGCGGGUGGUUGUGACUGCCGAUCACGGGCAGCGCGAGGGUCGGUUUUUCCCGAUGAAAUCAGUGGUUGAUGAGGCUGUCCGAAAGUGCCCUCUUGUCGAGAAAGUCCUAGUCUACCAACACAGCAAGGAGACAGUGCCCUGGGCCGAAGGGCGGGACGUUUGGUGGCACGAUACGGUGGAACAUGCCUCUCCACAUGUUGAACCGGAGGUGAUGGAUUCCGAAGAUCCCCUUUUCAUUCUGUACACCUCCGGAUCGACUGGGAAACCCAAGGGUCUGGUGCACUCGACGGCCGGCUUUCUCACCGGGGCCGCCGCGACUGGAAAAUACGUGUUUGACAUGCAUCCGGACGACGUCUUUUUCUGCGCCGGAGACAUCGGCUGGAUCUCCGGCCUGGUGUACGCGCUAUAUGCCCCUUUGCUUAUCGGAUGCACCACCGUCGUGUUUGGGGGAAUCCCUACUUAUCCCGACCAAUAUCGCUACUGGGACAUCUGCAGCCAGCAUCACGUCACCCACUUUUACACCGCACCGACGACCCUUCGCCUGCUCAAGAAGCUGACGGAGGGGGAGAUCCCACGCCGAAUGGACUCCUUGCGUGUACUCGGCUCGAUCGGAGAGCCUAUUGCGCCGGAAGUAUGGAGGUGGUACCGUGACAUCGUGGGAAGGAGGCGAGCCCACGUCCUGGAUACUUACUUUCAAACCGAGACCGGGUCGUUGGUCCUCACUUCGUUGGCCGGAGUGACCCCAACCAAGCCCGGGUCUUGCACCUUCCCCUUCUUUGGCAUCGAUGCCGUGAUCCUCGACCCAGUUUCAGGAAAGGAAGUCGAGGGGCCUGCUCCGUCGGGUGUUCUGGCGUUCCGGGGCUCGUGGCCCAGCAUUGCCCGGACCGCCUGGGGAGACCACGAGAGAUAUAUGGAUACCUAUCUCCGCCCAUAUCCCGGCUAUUAUUUCACCGGCGACGGCGUGCGGAAAGAUGAAGACGGUUAUUUCUGGAUUAGCGGGAGAGUUGAUGACGGGGUGAACGUGUCCGGCCAUUUGAUUCUAACCGCCGAAGUCGAAUCCGCAUUAUUGGAUUACCCCCACGUAGCUGAAGUCGCGGUCGUGGGGGUGGACGAUGAGGCUGCCGGGCAGGCCCUCGUCGCAUUUGUCGUCCUUCGACAAUCGCCACAAUCGUCCGUCCCCGAGCCUCCCAUCCAGACCCAGCUCUCAGACCAUCUCGCCAACAGGAUCGGCUCAUUUGCGCGUCCAAAAUCUAUCUACGUGGUCCCUGAUCUCCCGAAAACACGCUCGGGGAAGCUCACGAGGCGGAUUUUGCGCAAGAUCCUGGCCGGUGAGAUGGGUAGUAUUGGCGAUACGUCGACUGUGGUCAACGUCAAUGCGAUUUAUCAGGUGCAGGAUGUAGUCAUUCAGGCUGCACGAAGCUCGGCAUGA
Messenger RNA from Aspergillus steynii IBT 23096, 1914 nucleotides. RefSeq names its product acyl-activating enzyme. The record is from RefSeq and is a predicted model, not a curated record. Gene Ontology annotation, molecular function: acetyl-CoA synthetase activity; AMP binding. Bases 1 to 1914 code for a protein of 637 amino acids. Gene Ontology annotation, cellular component: cytosol. NCBI's taxonomy places the organism in Eukaryota, Fungi, Ascomycota, Eurotiomycetes, Eurotiales, Aspergillaceae. The transcript is spliced from 4 exons.